AUGGUCACUGCGACAUCCGGUCCUUUGACUCAGUGUGAGAAGCACUUUAAAGCGGCCAAAGUCCUCCUUACCAACUGGCGGUUUGAAAUGUGGAUGAACGGUUAUGCUGAGGCAGUUCCUUAUGGCCCAGAGGGGCUGCUUCCAGAGCCUGUUCUCCACAAACUCGCUGCCAAGUGUGUUCAUAACCUCCCAGGGUUGUGUGACAGUGGCUGGAGUCCAUUUUCAGUGGAGCGCCAUGGUGACAACGUCCUGGCACGGCUCGAUGUUUUUGACCGAGCGUUUAGUGCCACCAAAGAAAUUGAAAGGCAGGAAAGAGCUGCAAAGAGAAAGCAGGAGAUAGCUGAGCGUAAUGCACACUAA
Messenger RNA from Serpula lacrymans var. lacrymans S7.9, 360 nucleotides. RefSeq lists its product as uncharacterized. The transcript has a single exon. Lineage: Eukaryota; Fungi; Basidiomycota; Agaricomycetes; Boletales; Serpulaceae. Bases 1 to 360 code for a protein of 119 amino acids. The record is from RefSeq and is a predicted model, not a curated record.